Molecule: messenger RNA, 591 nt
Organism: Dicrocoelium dendriticum
Lineage: Eukaryota; Metazoa; Platyhelminthes; Trematoda; Plagiorchiida; Dicrocoeliidae
Source: the annotation of a GenBank genome assembly
GGCCAAAAUCUUGUAUUCAUCAGGUCUUCAUUUAGCCGAAAUACACUGAUCCAUCGCUCUUCUACCGUACGUCAAUUCAAUUAUGUUGAGUUGAAAAGUGGCAUUCCACCAACCUCGUCCUACUCUUCCAACUAUAUUACGCUUCCUCACAGUAUUUUUACAAUGGAUAACCUAAAGAAAAAGAUUUCCGAAGUCUACUACAAUCAUGGAUUAUUUUGCGCUACGCAUCCUGUUCAAGUGAUCGUAUCGGUGUGUAUUAUCGUGGUGAUUUUGUGCUUCCCUUUAUGUCAACUAUUCAUUAUGGAGGAUGUUCCAUUGGAACAUAUGAUUUUACGCGAGGAUGAAUUUCAAACCUUUGAGAACUCCCACAUGCUUUUCAUCGCUACUCGAAACGUUGAAGAAUAGUGUCAAAAUCGUUCAAUUGCUGCUCGAGUUUCAGCCAACCGGCUCUCAGACACAGUCAUAUAGAGACAUAUGCCUCCAAAUUGAAGACCGUUUGGUUACUAAGAUCGGAGAAAAUGAUGCUGUCCUCAACACUUUGCCCACGUUUGGCUGUCUGUUACUUGCCCCCAGCCUUCUGUGGAACAACGA